AUGGCAUCGUUCGACGCAUACAGCACGGACGGUGACGGUGCGCGUCAAUUCGACGACGGCGGGUACACCGGCUACGACGAAUCCUACACCGCCUUUUCCUCUGCUGACACUCCGACUCACUCCGCCGCCGGCGGAGGAGGUUACACUGCAGAAUACGGCGAGACGGAGGAGGAGACGGUGGAUCAUGUAGACAGUCCGGAUCCGUUCGGGCACGGGUCGAAUCCGAAUCCUGAUCCUUUCGGAUCAUCCACCACUGUCCCGAUCUCGAAUGGCAACGUGAAGCCGCCAUAUGAUAUGGGGGGAGAUUCGGAGGGAAUAUUCAGCUCCGAUGGGCCGAUUCUUCCGCCUCCCUCUGAAUUGCAUCCUGAAGAAGGAUUCGCUCUUCGUGAAUGGAGGAGGCAAAAUGCCAUUCGGCUCGAGGAGAAGGAGAAGAGGGAAAAAGAAUUGCGGAACCAAAUUCUAGAGGAUGCUGAAGAAUUUAAAAAAGCUUUCUACGAGAAAAGAAUGCUUGGUUUAGAGACUAACAAGACUAGUAACAGAGAGAGAGAAAAGUCAUUCCUGGCCAGUCAAGAAAAGUUCCAUAAAGAAGCCAAUAAACAAUAUUGGAAAGCCAUAGCUGAGCUCAUUCCUAAUGAGGUACCCAAUAUUGAAAAGAAGGGGAAGAAGAGGGAUAAAGACAAUAAGCCGUCAAUCACCAUCGUCCAAGGGCCAAAACCUGGCAAGCCUACCGAGCUUUCAAGGAUGCGCCAUAUACUGGUGAAGCUGAAGCAUAAUCCCCCACCUCACAUGUUGCCACCCCCUCCUGCUCCUGCUAAGGACAGUAAAGAUGCUAAGGAUGAAAAGAAUGUCAAAAAUGGAAAAGAUGCAGCGUCAAAUGCAACUAAAGAGGCACCUGCCGAAGAUUCUGCUGCCAAUGGUUCUCCACAGCCAUCUGAAGAACCCACUUCUGCUUCAGCCAACGACCAGGCUGCUAGCUAA
Molecule: messenger RNA, 978 nt
Organism: Fraxinus pennsylvanica
Lineage: Eukaryota; Viridiplantae; Streptophyta; Magnoliopsida; Lamiales; Oleaceae
Source: the annotation of a GenBank genome assembly